Messenger RNA from Microcebus murinus (gray mouse lemur), 4301 nucleotides. The record is from RefSeq and is a predicted model, not a curated record. NCBI's taxonomy places the organism in Eukaryota, Metazoa, Chordata, Mammalia, Primates, Cheirogaleidae.
GCCGUAAUGGCUAAGAAUGUCCGUCGCACCUGUGGUAGCGAUGGGCUCCUGUCUGAAAACCAAGGAGAAGGCGACGAUCUUAUUUCUGUGCCCUGUCUGUUCACAGGACUUCAACCCCACGCGGUGUUUGCCUUGUGAGAACUCAUGCCUCUGACAAGCUCUCCAUCUUCCACGAGAGCUGAAGUGCCUGCAAAUUGUACCAUUCCAGACGCCUCUCAAGGUCACAGGCGCCAAAGCAGCCUCUUUGCCUUCUGUACGCCUGGUAUUCAAAGAUGGCCGCCCCCACAGCUCCGAGGCGACGCCGGCGCGGGCAUUACGUCAUAAGGAAAAGCCGGAAGCCAGUAUACCGUUCUCAUAGAAACACAGCGCACCCUCGUCGGAGAUUGCUAGAGAAGGAGCUGGGCAAGGGGACCUUAAGUGGAAGAAGUUUAGAGAAGAAUCUCUGACACUGGAGGAUGUAGCUGUGGAGUUCACGUGGGAGGAGUGGCAGCUCCUGGACCCUGCUCAGAAGAAUCUUUACCGGGACGUGAUGUUGGAGAACUACAGCAACCUGGUGUCAGUGGGUUAUCAAGCCAGGAAGCCAGAUGCACUUUCCAGGUUGGAACGAGGAGAAGGACCAUGGACAAUGGAUGAAAUGUGUAGUCGAGUCUGUCCAGAAAACAACAAAGUUGAUGAUCAUUUGCAGGUUCACUUGAAAAAUCAAAGAAUACUGAAGACUAUGGAACAAUACCAUGAACACAAUGCAUUUAGAAAUAUUGUUCCUCAAACCAAAAGUCAUUUUUCUUUCAGGGAAAAUCAUGAUAUGUUUGAAUUAUAUAUAAAAACUUUGAAAUCAAAUUUAAUUUUAGUGGACCAGAACAAAAGCUAUGAAAUUAAAAAUUCUACUAAAUUUAAUGAAUAUGGGAAAUCAUUUCUUCAUGAUCAAUAUGAAGAACUUCAUUCUGCAAUUGAAUUCUCUGUAAGUCCAAAAUCCAAUUACACUAAAUCCCAAGUCAUUAAGCAUCAGAAAACUCAUGAAGUAGAGAAAACCCAUGUAUGCAGUGAAUGUGGAAAAGCCUUUGUCAAGAAGUCUCAGCUCAUUGAUCAUGAGAGAGUUCAUACAGGAGAAAAACCUUAUGGAUGCAGUAUGUGUACAAAAGUAUUCUCCAGAAAGUCCAGGCUUAAUGAACAUCAGAGAAUUCAUAAAAGAGAGAAAUCCUUUAUUUGCAAUGAAUGUGAAAAAGUCUUUACCAUGAAGAGCCGUCUGAUUGAACAUCAGCGAACUCAUACUGGAGAGAAACCAUAUGUAUGCAAUGAAUGUGGAAAAGGCUUCCCAGGUAAGCGUAAUCUCAUUGUACAUCAGCGAAACCAUACUGGAGAGAAAUCCUAUGUAUGUAGCGAAUGUGGAAAAGGUUUCACUGGGAAAAGUAUGCUUACCAUUCAUCAGCGAACUCAUACAGGAGAAAAGCCCUACAUCUGUAGUGAAUGUGGGAAAGGCUUCACCACGAAGCACUAUGUCAUCAUACAUCAACGAAAUCAUACAGGAGAGAAACCCUAUAUAUGCAUUGAAUGUGGGAAAGGCUUCACCAUGAAGAGCCGUAUGAUUGAACAUCGGCGAACUCAUACAGGAGAGAAACCGUAUGUAUGUAAUGAAUGUGGAAAAGGCUUUCCUAGCAAGAGUAAUCUCAUUGUACAUCAGAGAAAUCAUACAGUAGAGAAAUCAUAUCUAUGUAGUGAAUGUGGAAAAGGCUUCACUGUGAAGAGCAUGCUCAUUAGACAUCAGCGAACUCAUACUGGAGAGAAACCCUACAUAUGCAAUGAAUGUGGGAAAGGCUUCCCCUUGAAGAGUCGGCUGAUUGUACAUCAGCGAACUCAUACUGGAGAAAAACCUUACAGAUGUAGUGAAUGUGGGAAAGGUUUCAUCGUGAAUAGUGGGCUGGUGUUACAUCAGCGAACUCACACUGGAGAAAAACCCUAUAAAUGCAAUGAAUGUGGAAAAGGUUUUGCCUUUAAGAGCAAUCUUGUUGUACACCAGCGAACUCAUACUGGAGAGAAACCCUUUAUGUGCAAUGAAUGUGGAAAAGGCUUCACCAUGAAACGAUAUCUCAUUGUACAUCAGCAAAUUCAUACAAGAGAGAGAUCUUAUAUAUGUAAUGAAUGUGGAAGAGGCUUUUUCAUGGAAACUGAGCUCAUUUUACAUAAGCAAAUUCAUACUGGAGAAAAACCUUAUGCAUGCAAUGAAUGUGGUAAAGGCUUUACUGUGAAAAGCCGUCUAAUCAUUCAUCAGCGAACUCAUACAGGAGAAAAACCCUUUAUAUGCAGUGAAUGUCGAAAAGGCUUCUCCUCAAAGAGAAAUCUCAUUGCCCAUCAGCGAACUCAUAAUGGAAACAAACCAUAACAUGCAGUGAACAUGAUCAUGCCUUCAGGAAGAAAAUAUGUCUUGUACAACAUCGGAGAUUUCAUACAGGAUAGAUUUCUUUUAUGUGUAAUAAAUCCUAUUUCAAAAUCUAGUCUCAUUAUCCACUAGGGUAUCAAUGUUGGAAAGCCUUCAACAUGAAUUCAAGCUGCAAAUUCUUUGAUGCACACAAUGUAUAUCAAAUAACUCAGUCUAUGGAUUCAGUGAUUGGGGGUAACCUUUCUCUCAUUUGUUAGCCUUUAUUAUAAUUAUGACAGUGUACACAAGAGGGAUGUAUAAAAUGUAUUCUGUUGAGGUACAGAAUCCUUUGCAGAGAAUCUGAACUGAUUACAUAUAAGUGAACUUAUUAAUGGGGCAAACUAUGUUAGUACUGUGAACUCAUUAAACAUCAUUGUGCUAGCAUAGGUGAAGAUAGUAUAGUCUGUUGCUAGAUUUUUCACCCUUGGGAGAUUACAGAAUUUGCAUAAGAGUAAAUUUUAAUGAAUUCAGACAAUGUGCUAGUGCCUUCAGUGAUCAGUUACCUGAAAUUAUAUGUCAAAAUAUGUAGGUAAAAAACCUGAUACAAUGCAAAAAAGUCUUGAAACAUUUCUAAGUAAUUCUAUGUCUUGAAAAGUGUAUGCUGAAUUAUGUCUUAUAAAUGGAGAGCCUACGAAAGCCUUCCAUGGGAAGAAAGGCCUUAUUUCUCCAGGGAACUUAUAUACUAGUGGCAUAGUGCUCCUGGGAAAGCCUUUGUCCUAGAAAUAAAACCUUGAUGGUUGACAGAUAUUUCACAUUACAGAAAAAAUAUAAGAUGGCAAAAAAUAUGGUAGGAUUUCAGUGAAACAUUUUGUCUCAUCAUCUACCAUUACUUUAUAUAGAAAUAAAACUUAUGAACACACUAAAUGUAGAGUGACCUUAGCAACAUAUCAGAGAAUUCAGAAAGUAAAGAAAUAUUACCACAAAUCUAAACUCACCAUACACCUGAUGUCCAUUUCAGACAGGAUAUCUUGUGCCAUAUUCUCUCUCUCUCUUUUUUUUUCCUUUGUACACAACAUCCACAGUGUUUGUGUGCCAUAUUCUCAAUGAUUCCAUAAUUUUAAAGUGGGCUGUCUUCCUCACUGAUAAAAUUUUAAUGUUAUAUACAAUGCAGGAGUUUUAGAGUGCCUACCUUGUAUCAUUGCAUGAUUGGUUCUUGCAUAUCCUAGGCUCCUAAAUUUCUUUCAGUCUACUGAUAUAUUUAACAAGGAAUAUAUUAAAUUCAUAAAUGUAAUCUAGUAUAUGUGGAUAUGUUUAUCCAAGUCUAAGUUUAUAAGUUAGCAUUAAGAAGUUUACAAAAAUGCCUUAAAUAUGAUUUUUCUAAAAUUUGUUAUGAAAUAAUUUUAGAUUCACAAGAAAUUACAAGACACAAAAAAUUCCUGAGUAUCUUUCACUCACUUUCUUCAGUGUUAUCUUAUAUAACUAUACUACAUAAUCAAAACCAAUGAAAUGACAUUAGCACAAUACUGUUAAUAAAACUACACCUUAUUUGGACUUCACUAGUUUCUGCAUGCACUAAUUGGUGUGUGUUGUGUAUUUUUGUGUAGAGUUCUAACAUUUUAUACCAUGUAUAGAUUUGUGUAAAUCCCACCACAAUCAUGAUGUAGAACUGUUGUGACGACAGAAACAUCCCUUGCUGCCCCUUUAUAGUCACACCCUCCCACUACCUUACCCAUGGAAAUCACAGAUCCCAUCACUCUACUUCCGUCAUUUGAAGAAUGCUGUUUAAAUGGAAUCAUUAGGUAUGUAAUCUUUGAGACAGGCUUUUAUUCACUCAGCAAAUUGCUUUUAAUAUCCAUCCAGAUAUUUUGGUGUAUAAAUAGUUUUAUUUUUUGUUAUUGAGUAUUCUUUUGUAUGGAUGUACCAUGGUUUGUUUAUGUAUUCACUAUUG